This is a messenger RNA of Symsagittifera roscoffensis, 5254 nucleotides long. RefSeq names its product deleted in lung and esophageal cancer protein 1-like. The record is from RefSeq and is a predicted model, not a curated record. The transcript has a single exon. The coding region runs from base 4 to 5076 and encodes 1690 amino acids. Gene Ontology annotation, cellular component: cilium; cytoplasm. Gene Ontology annotation, biological process: negative regulation of cell population proliferation. NCBI's taxonomy places the organism in Eukaryota, Metazoa, Xenacoelomorpha, Acoela, Convolutidae. Gene Ontology annotation, molecular function: tubulin binding.
GUAAUGGCGAAUCAGCAAAUAAAUGCGAAUAGUUCUAUCCCCCUUCCCAAAAUGCAUACAGAACCCUCUAUGAGUCAACAAAAGCCGUCCAUGGCAGCGAGCCAAGACAACAGCCACGUCCUGAACAAAGUAUUUGGAGGAAAGUUUUCACGAUACCUGGUCGACAAGGAGACGGUGAAUCAUCUGUCAACCACUGCUAUUGGAAAUGAAGAUGACGAAUACCAUCAAAAUUACGUGAAACGAUUGCGAGAAGCACAAGCAGAGCAGAAUAAGCGAAUUCAAAAGCUGGCAAACAUGGAAAAAAUGAUCAUACAAGCAAGAGCGAAAGCUUUGUCGCAUUACGAGCGACAAGUAAGUGCAGGUAGUCCAGUAAUGAGUGCGAGCAACUACAUAAGCUUCAUGGACAACCAGAUGUUGCGAGAAAGUGGACUGAUUGUAGCUGAGGAUUUAUUCUCGGAUCCGUACGAGUACAAGAAGCCGGAAAAGCCCACGAAGCGUCCGAACUACACUCGUUCUACCACUGGAUCACGAGAGAAAACGAGACCGGUGCCAAGAGAUGAUGGCUAUGUCCAAACCAUGCAAGCCAUACUUGCAGCAGGUGAUCGAUCUGUGGAAGCUGGAUCGCCUGAACCGAGUGAUUUCCAGGAGUUCAUGAGACCAAGUACGAUGUGGGAAGACAUGCCGAAUGCGGAGAACCGAGAAGAGGCGAAAAAGUACUUGUCUAUUAUGAAUGCUAGACAAGAGUAUCUGAAGAAUCCGGCUAAAGACAACAACCUUUCUCCAGAAAGCGCCGAGUAUCACCAGUCCCCGUUCACAGCUGUCCCCGCCAAGCUAGUUUUCACCAAGUUCAGAAUCGGCCAAGGUUAUGAGAUAACUCUUGAAUUGAAGAACAUCUCGAGCUGUCAGCGCAAAUGUCGAGUUCUUCCACCUAAGAGUAACAAGUUCAGUGUGAGUUUGGGAUCUUUUCCAACUGACGGAGGAUUUGUAGCUCCUGGACUGUCCAGUCUUUAUACGGUUAAUUUUGUCCCGGAAACCCUGGCUGACUGUGACGAUGAGCUGAUCGUUCAAACCGACGGAUACUGUGACAUGAUUGUCCCGUUGCAAGCCAGGCGACCGCCGCCAGUAUUGACCCUGAAAUCUGUCAUUGAUGUCGGCCACUGUCUUGUUGGAGGAGCAAAAUUGUCCGAGUUCUCAUUCAAAAACGAGGGCGGAGACGGCUCUUUCUUCAUUCUUCCCAAAUCUAAAUGGCCGGCAACUGGGUACAAGAACUUUGUACAAGGCCAGCGGAUAAUCGAAGCGCCAUUCGAAGUCCGCCCAGCUAUGUUCUUUGCCCCUAAAGGAAGCACAAUUCCGUUGGAAGUGCUUUUCCUCCCGAAGAGUCUGGGAAAGUUCACGCUUGAUGUUUUGCUCGUGUGUGAUAAUUGCAACAUCCGGAAGGUUACCCUGGUAGGCGUGGCACAAGAAGCAAAAGUCGAGCUGACUCAAGUAUCUGAUGGAUCCCUGGUUGAACCCACUGUCGACGAAGCGAUAGAUCCGGCCGCUCAGAAAUUUGUCAAGUUCCCGCCGAUUAACCCUAUGACCUAUGCAGUACGCAAGAUGACAAUCAAGAACAUGACACAAGUUGCGAUGAGUUUUUCUUGGCAAAUCAUGAAACCACUGCUUGUUCCACCCUCAGAACUUACCAAAAAGGGCGAAGACGGACCAAAUGAGAAGGGUGAUGCAAAGAAAGAAGAAGUUAAGGAGAAAGACAGACAAUGGGAUGUAAGUUCGCCGUUUUCGAUCUCACCGAACGCGGCCGAAUUGCCAGCUGGAGGAGAAAUAGAAUGCUCGGCUAUAUUCGCAGCUCCUUAUGCCAAAGAGUUCCACAACCUGUUCCAACUGAUACUCCACAAUGUGCCUAAAGUUCCAGAAGUUACAACUGAAGAAAGUUUGUCUGAAUCAGGUCAAUUGACAGGAAGAAACACUAGCAAGAGUUCGAAGCACGCAACUGACGGCAAGUCGGGUUCAAAUGGAAACGCUAACCAAAUGCCGAUCACUCUUCGCGACGAAAUCGGCUUGCUAGUCGACGUGAAAGGAGAGUGCCUGCCGUAUAAUGUAUGCUUCGUGCCCUACUGCAUCGACUUUUCCGGUAAAACGCUUCUAGGAACUACAGUUCGUCGACCGAUUCAGAUCAUGAACAAUAGUUUGGCUCCGGUUUAUUUCCGAUGGAGACCAGUACAGGCAGAUGAGAACGAAAUAAUCGAAGUGGAACCCUCGGAAGGCGAAAUUGCCGAAGGUUAUUGGGCCUCACUUGAAGUCGCUAUCUCGCGAAACAAACCAGGAAAAAUAGAACGUGAACUUAUCUGCGAAAUUGAGCACCAGGAGAAAGCUCCUAUGAGUCUGAAGCUAACUGCCGAUAUUGUUGGUCCAGAAGUUUCGAUUGGCUGUGAUAAAGUGGACUUCGGACUUGUGAGAGUAGGUGACCCGUUGACAAGAAAGUUCUUAAUCACGAAUAAAUCUUCGAUUGCAGCCAAAUGGUUAUUCGACAUUCCGAAUAAGCCUGCUGCAGGUCUUCAAGUAUUAUCACCUGCUGGUGUUUUACCACCACUGGGGAAAUCGGAAAUCGAGCUCAAAUACACACCGAGCAAGGAAGAAAAGUUCGAAUUAAUCGGUAAACUGAAAGUGGAAAAUGGACAGGAACUGUUUUUGAAGCUAGUUGGUGAAUCGCAAACUCCGACGUUGUGUUUGCUAAACUGCGAAGUUGAUUUGGGAUUGGUAUACAUGAGUGUACCGGUUUCAACCCACGUGCAGUUAUGCAACAUGACUGAUUUCGCGACUGCAUUCAGGUGGGGUGAAGUAACUGGAGAAGACGCCGAGUUCUGCAAACUGAAAAUAUUUCCAGAAACUUCGAUCAUUGAACCGAGGGAAACGCAAGACAUCGAAGUUCAGUUCAUGUCGACCAAAAUGAUGGAGUUCAAUGAUAUAUUUUUGCCAUGCUUUGUCGAAGAGGAGAAACCUAUUUGGCUGGCGCUUAAAGGUCGAACCUCAGGACUGGCUGUUGAGUUUAAAGUCAUUGAUAGCGACGGAACUAAUGGAGGAAGUGAUGAUAUUAAAUCAGAAACGGAGUUCGACUUCGGAGAUGUGACCUUAGGAGAGGUCAAAGUUCAACAGUUGCUGAUUCGAAAUACGACUGCGAUUAUGGCCGAAUACAAGCUACAUGUACAGAACUUCCCAUCUGAGCCAGUACCUGAGCGUGUAGACCGAAGUCUGAAAGCGGCCUUGAAGAAGGGCGAAAGGGUGGGGCUCUUAAGACAGACUCCGCACUUGGCAGAUCCAUAUAGUAUCACGCUGCCGAAAGCUCUCGAAGAAUACAACACGGCUGUUCUGAAAAGCAAUCACGGAGUUGCAUAUGUGAUCGACCCUGCGCAAGGAACUCUUCCGCCAUUUGGAGAAGUUGUGAUCGCACUGGCUUGCUACUCGGACAUGUGGGGAUUGUAUUGUGAUACCCUGAUAGCUAAUGUUGGAUCGCUCCCUCCGGAGCAUAUUCCAGUCAAGGCUAAUAUUUGCAACGGUAGUCCAAUAUCCUACCAGAUCAUGGGAGCUCUGAAAGUUAAAGAGCCUAUAAUGAGAUUUGGAACCAGAAUCCACGAUACUGAAACAGUCCUAAGGUCGGUUCAAGUAAACAAUAAUGGACCUGUUGAUUUGAAAGUGUUCUGGAGUGCCUGUGAUUAUGAUCCUAAUGAGAAGAAGUUGGUUAAUCUGGAGUUGUUUUCUGGCCGUCCAUUGGGGGAUGAAAACUUACUGAAUGCGAUUACAGAGGAUGAAUCGCCAGAAGCUACAGCUCGAACGGACUUGCAAAGUGUAGCUGAAAGCGAAGCUACUGAAAUUUCGUCGCGGGAGUUGGAGCUUCAACCUUUUCUCUCAUUGAAAGUUCUCUGCCACAACGGAACUGGUGACUCUAAAUACUUCAAGAUAGAGCCUGAGCAAAUAGUGAUUCCGGCGAGAUCGAGUGUAAAACUCACAACCAGCUUCAUUCCUCAAAGUCCGAAUGGAUCCGAUGUGAAGUGUUUCGGCUUCUGUCAGGGAUUCAUGUCGCUGGACGAGAAGAGUCGCAACAUGACAGGGGUCACCCGCUUGGACCAAUAUGACGUGGAUCCGGUGCGCUUUUUCAUGAUGGGAAACAUAAAACCGGCUAGACUCACUAUAGAACUGGACGAGGAUACUCCAAUUAUGGGGACAAUCUGUCUUGAAGGGACACCAAGCCAGCUCAUGGACCCUUCUGGCCAAAUGAAGGAAAUUGCUUUUUCUAAGAAGCAAACGCUGAAGCUCAGUAAUCCGACGGAGGCGCCAUUGACGUUUGAGAUGUUCUUUCCUGAGUUUAUCUCAAUGUGGAUAAUGGUACGAAAAGGAAAAACUAAGACCUGGGAAGCCAUUUCGGAUCAAAUGUUCAAGUUGGAACCGCAACAUCACUACCAGUUCAACGUCGCGUUGCGACUUUCGAAGUUGUUCAUUGAUGACUUGGUAAGGAGUUCUUCUGAUGAAAAUUUGGAUAGCGGAAUUGAGGUAAAAAGCAGCUCGGGAGGUGGGAAAAUACUCUCUCUCAACGACUGUAUCCAGAUACACUACUCGAAUGGGGAGAAAGAAGAAGUACCGAUUAACAUUACGCUCAGCUUCCCUAAUUUUUUCACGACGCUCCAAAUGAAAUCCGAGGACGGCGAGGGUGAAAACGAACAGAUUUUGUUCGAUUUUGGAGCUCGAUUCAUUGGAACUGUUCACACGAAAGAGAUGGAAAUUGUGAACAAAACUAGCUGUGGCUCAUAUUGGAAAAUAGGGGUCGAAACGACACCUGCUCUGAAAAAUCCAAGAAAAUUGGAUGAUGGGGUCUUCAAAAUUACGCCAGCUAGCGGGUACUUGGGUCCCUUUCUGGCAGAUGAGAAAGCCGCGAAUAAGCAAUUGAUCGAAAUCUCGUUCACGAGUGGAUCUCAAGAUUACGUGGAGAAAGAGUACUGCAUCAAAGGGAAGUUCGGAGAGGAUCCGAUCUUCUUCAAAGUGUGCGGAAGUGGGUCCCAAGAUGGACACUUUGAGCAGGCAGAUUGAAGUAACGAAGUGAGUUGCACAAAAACAAUGUAUUGUACAUAUCUAUCUUAAACCCUUUCAAAUCAAUUUAAAGAACUGAAUGGUUAAUAGCAAAACCAGGUCCCUAUGUCGAAAUCAAAUUCUGUAAAUAAUCGAAUUCAAAUACCGAAUAAUUGUAAAUAAAAUUAUAUGUAUACAU